GAGAAGACAUCUCUCCUAUUAUACCCUAAGGAUAUAAAUAAACGAUGAACAUAAAUACAGGGUACAUUAUACGUUAUUGUCAAGGAAUUGAGGGGGUUCCUGUUUGAUUGUUUCUGUCUUUUUACGAAUGUCCCUGGGUGGUGCAGAUGGUUUGGUCUCAACUGCUACCUAAAGGUCAGCAAUUUGAACCCUCCCAGUGGUGCUGUGGAAGAAAGGCCUGACAAUCUGCUACGGUAAAGACUUUUUAAAAACUCAUUGCCACCAAGUUGAUUCCGACUCAUAACAACCCUAUAGGGCAGAGUAGAACUACCCCACAGGGUUUCCACGGAGCAGCUGGUAGAUUCAGACUGCUGACCUUUUGGUUAGCAGCUGUAGCGCUUAACCACUACAUUACUUGGGUUUCCACCGUGAAGAUAACACCUAAAAAAACCCUAUGGAGCUCUAUAACACCUGGAAUCACUGUGGGUCAGAAUCAACUCAGCAGCAAAGAGUUUGGUUUUUUGGUAUUUAUCUUUGAAGCUCGAUGCUAGGGUAUCUGCCCCAGAUAAGGGAGAGAGGAAAUGGAGUUGAAGGUUUGAGAACAACAGAGAAGGUUUAGUGAAUAUUCUUACAAGUAAAUCUUUCCAUACUUCUUUGUUUAUUUCUAUAAAAUACUAUUCGUUGAGUCAAAAUGUAUAUACAAUAUGAAGAAUGUAACCAAAACCAGUGAGCAGUAUGUGUAGAAAUCACUGGAUGGAAUGUUUUGCUGUGUACACUUCCACUGAAAAUACGAUAAAAUAUUAUUUUAAAAAUCCAUAUAUAUAUACGCACACAUACGUGUUAAGUAGUCUUGGUGGCACAGUGGUUAAGCACUGGGCUGCUAACCGAAAGGUCGGCAGUUCCAACCUACCAGCGCUCCUUGGGAGAAAGGUGUGGCAGUCUGUUUCCAUAAAGAUCACAGCCUAGGAAACCCAAUGAGGCAGUUCUACUCUGUCUUGUAGGGUCACUGUAAGUUGGAAUCAACUCGAUGGCAUAGGGUUUGGUUUAGGUUUUUUUUACUAUGUAUAUUGACUCUUUGAACAUAUUGCCAUAUGGGAGGAUCAGCUUUACUUUAAAAGAAGCUGACCAUAAAACCCGGGUUGUCCUCAUACCCUUUUUUUCAGCAUAAUCAUCAUUGCCCCCCAUCGCCCUCAAAAGUAUCCAGUCUAGUUGAUAAAGUAUCUGGUCAUCCUAUUUAUAGAUUAAGUCUGACGUGAACUAAGUUGAAUAAAUUAAUUUAUUUGAUACUUUUAAAAUGUUUAAGAUAUGAGUAAAAGCUAACCGAAUUGUACGUCUGGGAAAAGACUAAUCUAUUUCGGUUUAUAUUACAGAUAAGGCUGUGCGGCACAGGCCUGUUAACUGUCUGCCAUGCUGAUAUGGUCAGUCAUAAAUCAACAAGUUUCCAAAGCAUAUCAGUGCCUUCAUGCCUUAAAACUUAAGAAAAAUUAUCUACAUCUGUGUGCUACAAGAUGGUCUUCAGCUUCUGUUGUACCUCGGAUUACUACCCACUAUACCAUUUAUCCCCGAGAUAAGGACAAGCGAUGGGAAGGAGUGAACAUGGAGAGGUUUGCAGAGGAAGCGGAUGUGGUGAUAGUGGGUGCAGGCCCUGCAGGGCUGUCUGCAGCUGUUCGUCUAAAGCAGUUGGCUACUCUUCAUGAAAAGGACAUCCGCGUGUGUCUAGUGGAGAAAGCUGCUCAGAUAGGUGCUCAUACUCUCUCAGGAGCUUGCCUGGAUCCGUGCGCUUUUGAAGAACUGUUUCCAGACUGGAAGGAGAAAGGGGCUCCACUUAAAACUCCUGUAACAGAAGACAGAUUUGGAAUUUUAACAGAGAAAUACAGAAUUCCUGUACCAAUUCUUCCAGGUCUUCCAAUGAAUAAUCAUGGCAAUUACAUUGUGCGCUUGGGGCACUUGGUGAGCUGGAUGGGAGAACAGGCAGAAGCCCUUGGUGUUGAAGUUUACCCCGGGUAUGCUGCUGCAGAGGUUCUUUUUCAUGAAGACGGUAGUGUAAAAGGGAUUGCCACUAACGAUGUGGGAAUACAGAAGGAUGGUGCACCCAAGACGACAUUUGAAAGAGGACUAGAACUGCAUGCCAAAGUCACAAUUUUUGCAGAAGGUUGCCAUGGACAUCUAGCCAAGCAACUGUAUAAGAAGUUUGAUUUGAGGGCCACUUGUGAUCCCCAAACCUAUGGAAUUGGACUAAAAGAGUUAUGGAUUAUUGAUGAAAAGAAGUGGAAACCUGGGAGAGUAGAUCACACUGUUGGCUGGCCCCUGGACAGACAGACAUACGGAGGGUCUUUUCUCUAUCAUUUAAAUGAAGGUGAACCCAUGGUUGCUCUUGGCCUUGUGGUUGGUCUAGACUAUCAAAAUCCAUACCUGAGCCCAUUUAGAGAGUUCCAGAGGUGGAAACACCAUCCCAGCAUUCAGCCAACGUUGGAAGGGGGAAAAAGAAUUGGAUAUGGAGCCAGAGCUCUCAAUGAAGGUGGUUUUCAGUCUAUACCAAAACUGACCUUCCCUGGUGGGUUACUAAUUGGUUGUAGUCCUGGUUUCAUGAAUGUUCCCAAGAUCAAAGGUACCCACACAGCAAUGAAAAGUGGAAGUUUGGCAGCAGAAUCUAUUUUUAAGCAACUAACUGAUGAAAAUCUCCAAUCAAAGACGAUAGGACUCCAUGUAACUGAGUAUGAGGACAAUUUGAAGAAAUCGUGGGUGUGGAAAGAGCUCUAUGCUGUUAGAAAUAUCAGACCAUCCUGCCAUGGGAUCCUGGGUAUAUAUGGAGGGAUGAUCUACACUGGGAUAUUUUACUGGAUAUUUAGAGGAAUGGAGCCAUGGACUCUAAAACAUAAAGGUUCUGACUCUAGUCAGCUGAAGCCAGCCAAGGACUGUACACCUAUUGAGUAUCCAAAACCUGAUGGACAGAUCAGUUUUGACCUCUUAUCCUCGGUGGCGCUGAGUGGUACUAACCAUGAGCAUGACCAGCCAGCACAUCUCACCCUGAAGGAUGACAGUGUACCUGUAAAUAGAAAUCUACCCAUCUAUGAUGGACCCGAGCAGCGAUUCUGCCCUGCAGGAGUUUAUGAAUUUGUUCCUUUGGAACAGGGUGAUGGAUAUCGGUUACAGAUCAAUGCUCAGAACUGUGUGCAUUGUAAAACAUGUGAUAUUAAAGAUCCAAGUCAGAAUAUUAACUGGGUGGUACCCGAAGGUGGUGGAGGACCUGCUUACAAUGGAAUGUGAACUACAACUCAUUUCAUUUGCAAGUACCUUUGAUAGCCAGUUUCUUUAAAAUGUAUGGCAAGCUAACUUUAAAAUGUUAAAGGCUAACAGGUGUCAACAUAUCUUACAGCGUAUUAUUGACCAGAAUGUUCACAAAAUAACUCUGUGAAAUAAAAACCCCAUACUACAUCAAAAGUUGCCCCGUAAAAAAUUUUCUUAAAACUUUAUAAACAAUGUAGCAUCUACUUCAUUUCUUCAGAGAUUUAGUCCCAACAGUAAAAUGCACUAUAGAUCUAAAUGUACAUUUUGACUUGCUAAAUUCAAGUCUUCAAGUAUAAAAAUGAAUAAAUACAUUCUAGAAGUAGCAUCAGCAUCUAGCCCACAACUUUUUCUUAUGACUAAAGCUGUACUGGAACGUAGCCAUGCCCAUCAAUUUACGUAUUUCCUAUGGACGUUAAAGCUACAUCUGCAGAACUGAGUACAGGCAGUGCCUGGGUUAGGAACAGAGGAACCAACCCCCUUAACGCCUAUUACAUUAAAAAUUUGAGGUACGUACAAUGGUUCAUUAAUAACAGGUGAGCACUAUUUUGCAAUGUGCAUCAAAACGUUACCAUCACUGUAUUAUUAAAGAUGUUUUAGUGUAUCUGGAAGUAUUUAAUGUUUUUUAUACAUAGAAAGAUAUACUAGAUACUAAAACAAACAUUUGACUGAUGUUAGAUACAAAUCAUACCUAACUGUUCUGUCUUAUGUACAAAUUCAACUUAAAAUCAGAUUUAGGAACAGAGCUCACUCAUCAUCCAGGGACUGCCUGUAGUUGAGACAAGUCCAUAAAAGCCUAAAAUAGUCAUUAUUCAGUAUUUUACAUAAAGUGUUUGCCAAAACAAUUUAAUAACAGGAUGGACACCAUUAUUUGUGGAAAUCAACUUCACAGUGUAUUAUGUAACAUUGUUUUAUUAAGACAGAGGCCACCAGAACUCCUACACUGUAAACACUGGGAAACUGAAUCGUAAAAGGAAACACGUUAGGGAUGGUGUAUGACAGACAAACACCCUUAGUUCUUCUUAGUGCCUUUAUACAGUUAAUGCCCAAUACUUUAAGCAAAACUGAAUUCCUUAUUAAGCAAACAUUUUUGCAUAAGCUGCCUUCUCUUUAUCUUUCUGUGCCUUUAUCUUCUGUUUGACUUUCAGCAAUUCUGCCUGGAUAGCUGCAAAAUAUACAAGUUAUUUAUCAGAAUAUUAAAAAAAUAAAUGAGGGUGAUCAACAAAUGUUUUAAUAUUAUAGUUAACUGCCUUUUGAUAACUCCCAUCUUUCUCUCCCGUAAAGUAAUGGAGCCCAAUUAACAGAAAACUCUAAAGAAAGGACCAUCCUCUUCACAAACACAAACUCCUAAGUAUGAACUGUAUGACUCCACUAUCAGACAAGAGGACUCGGUCCUACAGAGCUUCGCCCUGGCCCUCUCCACUACAGAAGGCAGGAAGUGUCUCUCUCGUUUUACUUUAGCCCUGAAAGACUGACGAUAUUUUAACAUCUAGAUUUAGUGUCACUAGUCAUAGUUGGAUUAAUUGAAAAACAUGACUAUUUUUGUCAUAGCUGUCCAAACCUUUUUCUUAAACAUAUAUUCAUUAGAUAGAACACUAGGUUUGAAUUAAAGGUUAAAGUCUGCAGAUUCCUCAUUACAGCCAGAUUUACUUAAAAGAAUCAUUCCAAAAAUCCACCAUGAGUACUGUCUCUUUCAGUGCUGAGUUUUCAACCAGCAUUACAGAAAUAAGAGCCACGUCUCAAAUAAUAUGGUAGAACACAAAGUACUCAGAUACAUGAAAAACUAGUAUGCUCUGGAGAGAGAUUAGAACGUAAGUUCUUUCAGGGCAGAAACUGUCUUGUUCAAUGCUGUAUGAUCUCUGUAAUAUCUGCUUAACAUCAUCUCAGUGGCAAAGGCUACGAUGACUGGUGAGGAUAAAUUCUUAAAGGACAAAAAGAACCUUAACUACAAAAACUGCCAACUUACCUUUAUCUUCUGGCGCUACCUCCUGAGCUUUCUUAAGAUCAGCCUUUAAGUGGAAAAAUUUAAGAAAAAUCAGGUGCAUAAUUUAUAAAGGGCAAUUUUUUUAAAUUAAACAUUUAGAAGAAAAUUUUACCAAUGCGUUAUCGUAUUCUUUUAAUCCUUGCCAUCCUUGAGCUCUGCGGUAUAGUGCUUUGGUAUUUAAUGGAUCUAUUUCAAGAGCCUAUAAAAGAUUAAAAUUGAUAUUUAUUUGUAAGUAUUAAACAGAUGUGCUAGUUCUCAGUUUAUUGCCUGCUGGCUCCAAAUCCACCCUUCAGGGCUCUGUGAUAAUGGACCAGGAUCCUGCAAAUCUCUCUCCUUUGCCAGUUGGCAUCAUGUUCAAGUUUUGUCAGUAGAGGCUACUGAACAGAAAUGGCAGAGAAAGUGUUUCCCUUCAGGGUUGCGGCGUGCUCCUUUCAGCAGGCUCUUCCCCAACAGCUUAGAGGAGCUCCCUGUGGCAACUUUCCCCAGCACUGCAGACAGCAGCUUCCCAACAAGUCCCACAGGUGGGGCACGUAAAAGAACUUGUCUGCCAUCCAGAGUCACUGCCAUACCCUCUCCAAUGAGGUCAGGAUCUCAGCCCCGGGGGAGCAGGGACUCUCUGCCUUAGGAGAGCUCUGAGUCCUAUCAAUAGGGGCUAUAUUUCACUUACAUGUUACACACACACACACAAUCUGCUACUCCUGUAUUCUUUAGCAUUCUCUACCCUCCUAAAAAAACUCCUAGCCAAACCAAAAAAAAUAUCAAACCCAGUGCCGUCAAGUCAAUUCCGACUCAUAGCGACCCUAUAGGACAGAGCAGAACUGCCCCACAGUUUCCAAGGAGUGCCUGGCAGAUUCGAACUGCUGACCCUUUGGUUAGCAGCCAUAGCACUUAACCAGUACGCCACCAGGGUUUCCCCCUCCUAGCCAGUCCUUCAUUAUUCCAAUCCUCUGCUAUAUUGUCUUAUAUUAAACUUCCCUGUUCAAAUUACGGUGUGAAUUCUGUAUCUCCUGACUGGGCCCUAACUGACAAUGUAUUUCUAAGAUAAAAGCAUUUUGAAUUUUAUACAUUUUUAUUUGAAAUCUAGGGGUUUUUUUUAGGAGUAUGACUAACUUGACAGUUUUCUCCCUGAAACAUUCUUUAAAUAGUAUAUUUUGUUUACAUAACAUCUUUCAGAGGCCAAAACUGGGUUUUUACUGAAGAGGGUAUUAUCCCUCUCACACAGAUCGAGAGAGAUCCCCAGUGAUAAAUUUCUCCUCCAUAUGUGCUCCCUACUAACAAACAUUCUCUCUUAUUCUAUCCACCCUACCAAAUUAGGAUCCCAUUUUAUUUCUACUUGCUUCAUGUUAGCUCAACUGUGUACAUAGCUUAACGUGCAAAUUACAUGAAAGCACUAAGAAUGGUCUUAGUUUGGAAAUUUUUUCAAAUAAAAUAUACGAGAGGGAAGAGGUCAUACAUACUGCUGUCUGAGGAAGGUGCCUCCACCUUUCCAGCAUUAUCAGUUAGUAUUCCUGUAUGUCCUCCAUAGACAGGUGACUUCUGUGUUUUCCAGUAGGACCCAUUCUCCCAUACAAAUCCUAAUGACCCUAAAUUGAAACUGACUCCCUUCUCUGCUAAGCUCCUUGAGGACAUGGGUCUGUUUUUUAAUAACUAGUAUUUAUUAUUAAGUGCUUCAAAUGUGCCAAGUUCUAUGUGAAAUACCUUACAUGUUAUGCAAUUCUUACAACCACCCCAUGAGGUAGGUAUUGUUUUUAUUUUACAGAUAAAUCAAGACUGUAAAAUUAGGAACCUACCCAAGAUCACAAAGUAAGUGGCAGAAGUCUAAUUUAAAAACCAUGUCUGAGUCCACAACCCAUGCUCUUAAUCACUCCUGGCUUUGUCUUUCAGUGCCUAACACAGAAUCCCCCAUUGCCAUCUAGUCGAUUCCAAGUUAUAGCGACCCCACAGGACAGAGUAGACUGCCUCAUAGAAUUUCCAAGGAGCACCUGGUGGAUUCGAACUGCCUACCUUUUACUUAGCAAGUACAGCACUUAACCACUACACCGCCAGGGUUUCCUAGCAUAUAAUAGGUGCUCAAUUAACAUACUAAGUGAUUAAAUAAGUUGAUACGUCUGCUUUGAGGAAGAAAGGAAGAACCUUCAUAGGUAUAAAGUGACAUGAUGUAAGCAAAAUGAACGUACCGAGAGGAACUAAAGGUCCAAAUUAUUUAGAGACAAGAUGACUUAAAUCAUUUUAUCUUGUCUCAUUAGGUCCUAUGCAAUAAGAUGUAUUAAUGAUUAUAAAAAUUGCUUUUGUUCAAAUCGUCGUGAUUUAACCCCUUCAAAAAGUUCAACAUCAAAUACUUACCUCCAAACAGCUGUCAAUUGCUCCCUGCCAAUCUGACAUCUUCAGUUUACAAGCACCGAUAUUCAGUACGCAGCUUAAAGCUACAGGUUGUAGCUUGGAUCUAUCUGCUUUCUCAAUCACAGCCUUUGAACUUUCCACGUAUCUGAAAAAAUCAUUAAUAGAAGUAGUAUGCAAUGUUCUGUAAAUAAGACUCUGGUUCUUCAACUAUGUUAAAGGGUAUUAUGUAAUUUCUGAUACAAAAGCUCAUUAAAUGCUAGUAUUAAUGAUCAUAAUCUUUUUAGUAAAUACACACGUUUAGGAAGUUUUUAUUUUUUCUUUUUCUUCACAGGCCAAUUUAAAAGCAAUCCUCAAAUCUAAAAAUAAUUAUGUACUAAUAAAAAAUUUGUUUUUAAAAUUCAGUCUCAUUAUGCUGGAAAGUAUUCCAGCAUAAUUAUGUUUAGAACUAGGGUUCUCACCAUGAAAGAAGAGAAUGGAAUGGGGAAAGGUGAAGGACUCGGUAGUGCUGAUUUUGAAUUAUGUUAGUGUAACUAACAUAGUUCCUAGCUCUUUCCACUCAAAGAGCCCAUAAACAAUGAGCACACUCAGCCCCCAGAAUUUGGUUUCUAAAGUCCAUCCCCCACUGAAAAGAAUCAGGGCUCCUUGGAGAAACUGCUAACACCUGAACUGGAAAGAAGGAUAAGUGUAAGGUAAGCUUGGAACAUCUUGUGUCAGAAAACAAGCAAAUACAUUAAUGGGAACAUGUUAGAAUACAGGAGAUGGACUGGGGGGGGGGGUUUCACUGGACAUAUUUGAGCAUCAUAAAAAAUAAUAACAGUAUUUAACAUAUUAAACUAGAAAACAUCCACCAGCUUAUCGAGCCAAGCCUGUUGCCGUUGAGUCAAUUCCGACUCAUAGCAACCCCAUGUGUUGAAGAGCAGUACUGAGCUCCAAAGGGGGAACGGGAUCUUUCAAACAGAAGAGUGCCAGCUAAUAACCACAGAUUCAAUGAUAAAGUUAGAAAAUCUCAGUUCUGCAACCAUCAAAAUAAAUGAUUCAGGCAAGGAUUGCCAAUGACACUAAAUUGGGUGAAAGGCUGCAGUAGAAUGGAUAUUUACACAGUCUCACAGUAUCACCUCACGGGCUAUUAACAGACAUCUGGACGACACCACCUUUACAAAGUGUUCAAGCUCCAAGUAAGCCAAGCUGCUAUGCGCCUUUCAGAUACGAUGUCAUGGGGAAUUUACAACAUCACCUACCUAAUUCCUUCUGACAAAACAUUUAACUUCAAUCUGAUCUUGAGAAAACAAAAAAUACACAGAUGGUAUUUUACAAAACAACUGACCUGGGCUCCACCAACAUGUUAAUAUCAAGAAUGACUAAAAAACUCCUAGGGAGAGGGGCUGUCAACAAUUAGAAAAGACUAAAAAGACAUUACAAGUGACACAAUGCACGAUUCUGGUUUUAAAAAGAAAAAAAAAAAAACCGGGGAAAUCUGAAUAUGGAUUACAUGAGAUAA
Loxodonta africana (African savanna elephant) is the source of this 9086-nucleotide messenger RNA. RefSeq names its product electron transfer flavoprotein dehydrogenase (gene ETFDH). NCBI's taxonomy places the organism in Eukaryota, Metazoa, Chordata, Mammalia, Proboscidea, Elephantidae. The record is from RefSeq and is a predicted model, not a curated record. Gene Ontology annotation, cellular component: mitochondrial inner membrane. Bases 1387 to 3246 code for a protein of 619 amino acids. Gene Ontology annotation, molecular function: iron-sulfur cluster binding; electron-transferring-flavoprotein dehydrogenase activity. Gene Ontology annotation, biological process: electron transport chain. The transcript is spliced from 13 exons.